CGACGUUUCGAUUUUCGUUCAGUGAUUCUUAUAGCUUUUUUUCGCGCUGAUUACGAAUCUGCAACCUGUUUUUCUCCAGCACGUGCAGUUUUUGAGAAAUUUGAGUUUGAAAAAAAACACAUUUUUAAAAUUUGAACCAAUUUUGUGAGGUAACUAUAAAAGAUACUAAGAUUCUGGAAAGGGAAGAUGGCGUCGGUUAGGUAGGACGGGUUUUGCCGAGCGCUGAUAAUUUAGAAGUUUUUGUUUGGAUUUAAAGUUUUUUUAUUAGUUAUAUAAGGCACAGAGGAAGGAGUGGAGGAAGGGGUGAGGUUUUAUAUAAUUAGUUUGUAAUAGGAGGUGGGGAGAGGAGGAAUUUUGGAGGUUUAUCAUCUCCCCCGUAUACCCACGUGGUAGGCGGGGGAUAAAGUUUUUGUUGUGCGCGACUGGACGCUAAAAAACAAGUGUUUAAGUGAGGGGGAGGUGGAAUUAAUAAUUUUGGUGGCCCUAGAGGCGUAUGAAAGAAUAUGAUGGAAGAAACGGAAAUAGAUAAUAUUGAGGAUAAAAUGUGCGAAAAAGAAGAGAAGAUGCCAAAGGAAGUCUGUGAUACAAAAGAUAUGUGUGAGAAAAGUGAAAAAGUGAUGGUAGAAGAUGUAGAGAAAUUGGAGAACUGGGAUAUGGAAUUUUUAAAAGAGGAUGAAGAGGAGGUUUUAGCUACAUUGGGGCUGUGCAAUAAGAAUAUUGAGGAAAUGGACAGAGAGGAAGUAAAAGAUUGUGUGAGGGAGAAAGAUAGAGACUUAGACGAAGAAAAUAAGGAAAGUAGUUUAACAAGGAGAAAUAUAGGAGAAAGGAAGAGGGUGAGAGAUGCAAGCAGUGAAGAAGAAGAGUUGAGGAAAAAAGAGAAAAAAGAGUCGGAAUUAGAGGAUAGCAAAGAGGAGAGUGGAAUUACAAAGGGGGGAGAAGAAUGGCAGAGAGAAGAAAAGGCGGAAUCAGUGGAAAUAGGGAAUACAGGAGAGGAACGGAAACAGUUGGUAAAACUGGAGACGGUGGCGCCGCUCGAAGAAGAGUGUGCGAAAGCGGAAACGCUGGAAAAGGGCGCGGAAAUCGUCCAUUCUGACGGCGUGGGUGAGAGAAAGCGGACGGAUUGCGAUAAAAGUAAGGAAGUCUGGGAAGAACAGCAGAGAAAAGUUGAAAAGGGUAAAGAAGAAGAAGCAUGAAGAAAAGAUAGGUGCGAAAAGCACGUGGCGAAACACAGAGUCGAGUAGGAAAGGGAACGGAAGUGUGGAGGAAAGGAGGACAGAGCGUGGUGGGAUUAGAUACGAGGAGGAUUUUUGUGGAAAAGAGUUUGUGGUAGGCCUGUUUUUAAAAAAUAACAGCGUGAGGAAAAUAGGGCAGAGGUGACUUUCAAAAGAAGAGAGGAAGCAAAUAAGGUCAUGGAAGAGGGGCAGAAAAGAGAGGGGUAUGUUGGAGC
This is a messenger RNA of Megachile rotundata (alfalfa leafcutting bee), 1447 nucleotides long. RefSeq lists its product as uncharacterized. The record is from RefSeq and is a predicted model, not a curated record. NCBI's taxonomy places the organism in Eukaryota, Metazoa, Arthropoda, Insecta, Hymenoptera, Megachilidae.